Molecule: messenger RNA, 984 nt
Organism: Durusdinium trenchii
Lineage: Eukaryota; Dinophyceae; Suessiales; Symbiodiniaceae
Source: the annotation of a GenBank genome assembly
AUGGAUUUCUCUUGGGAGAACAAAGAGGGACAGAAUUGCUACAGUCUGGUGGAGUCCGACUCUUGUGAUGACGAGAAGUUCAAGGGCUUUUCUUCCAACGAAGCUUGUUGUCAUUGCGGUGGAGGUCAUCGCACCGCCACGCCUUUCACCUACUUCGUGGGAGCCACCGUGGUGGGCGCUACAGAGAUCGUGGGGCAUCCGGUCCCUCGGACGGCCUCCAAGUAUUCCGUCGACAAAGACUGCGAACUGGCGAAGUACGGUUUGACCAUCGAGGCCUCUACCGGUCAAUUGGCCUUUACGUCCAGUUGCAGUGUCGUCGGCUGUGGCACAAUCACCGAGGCCUUCUCGGUGUCUUGCACCAUCACAGCCGAACAGGAUGGAUCCUACUUGACCACCUCGGCGCUGUUGACGGUGAAUGCACAGUUGGGCCUGUCCUACGGCAACGCUCCCGUGGUCUUCAUGGACGAUCCCUCCGUGAAAACAACGUACUCGCCCGCUUUGACAGCGGCCUUGGCCGCUUCUUCUCCGACUUUUCAGCUGGCGUGUUCCCCUUCGGAUGCAUCAAACCAGUUCGAGCUGGGAGCGGAAGGGGAGCUCACAGCGAAGAGUGAUGCAAACGUUGCAGGCGGUGUGACGGGUGUACAAGAGGUUGGCUACGUAACGGCUCAAAGUGCCACUGACUCAUUCACAGCUCCUGUGGUGAUUUUGAUGCCAGAGAUUUGGAGUCAACUUGACUACGGCUUCGAGACAUUGUAUGUGACGCUUGGAGAAAGAUCUCCACUGUUGAAGCCCAUCGUGGAAGAUGGUAAGUUGCCACCAAGCCGUUUCUCUGCCUAUGUGGCAGAUGAUGCCUUUUCCUUCGAUGUCCUUACAGGUGCUGGAAGCUACAUGGGCCAUUUGCUUUUCCACCUCGAUGUCACCACAGGUUACUUCAGGCCAUUGGGAAGCUUGACAGAGUUGAUCACAUCAUCUUGGACUUUGUGA